AUGUACAAGUCCCCAUUCCCCUUGUCUACUUCGUACUUACCCAACGACAUACCCCAGCCCGACCUGGCCAAACCAUCGGAAGCCGAUUUUGCUAAAUACCAAUCUCAGGCUGAGUACAUCCGCCGACUAUCUCUUUUCCAGCCCAGCACGGAAGCUGCUCCGCCAACUUCGACAACCACGUUGGGUUGGGGCUCUGAAACCAGCGCCCUGUCAGGCCUGGGAGUGGGUGCGACUACCUUCGCAUAUCCGCCUAUCUCUGCUGAGGUGGAUCUUACCAGUCACGCUCGCCGUUUAUCUACGGAGUCUAGUAGCGACUCGUCUGCCUCGCCGUCCCCUACGUGGUCAAGUGUCCAUCUUCCCUUAGACAUGUUAUCGCAGCAACAUCUCAACCAUGAGACUUAUGCCCAUGCCCACAGCGAUGAUCCACCAGACAGGUCCUUCGGCUUAUCGCCGAGCACAAAUUUCGGUCACAACGACGGAGAAUUUUCUUCAGCGCUCGGUUUAAUGAGUCUGGAGGAUCCUGACGCAUUAGCCGAGUUCUCCAACGACGUCGCGUCCUUCUUUGCGAUGAAUGUAAUAGACACCUUUUCAGACAAUUUCGACUCCACACCAAUGCCUCGCAAGCCCUCCACUCGCGGAGCCAGCCUUCUUUGUCCCCCCCAUCCAGCUAACCCCGCCAAUGCAUCCACCAACGGCCCUUCCUACACUAACUUACAAUCUCCCAGAUCUCGCGACGAGGAGCUUCGCGCUCUCAAAGAUAGCUGGAAGAUGUACCUCCGUACACCGCUUAGCGGGCCCGAGGAGCCUAUGUUCACCGACUUCUCUACUCCAGCCUCCACAGGUCAUUCAUAUCAUCGCACAUGCGUGUCCUCGAUGCCAAGCGUGCAGACCCCUUCUGCAGAACGCUCAGGACCGUUUGCUGCUAACGGUGCGCCGCCCUCGACACGCAGGACGAUGCACGGGAAUCCAGACGACCUCAGAUCGUAUGAGGCCGCCGUCCUCGCUCGUCGUGCCCCCUCCGUCUCAGUCUACCCACUUGUCUCCGUGGCGGAUGGUGCCACUGCAUCUGUGCGACCGUCGUUCAAGCGUCUCGCAUCGCGCACGCUGGGCCCGGAGAAUGCUAAACGCACCAUGUUUGCUUACGAUGCCAGCGACGAUGAAUCAGACGCAGUCGAUGGCGAAUUUGACCGAAGGGAUGUAUCUUAUCGAUGGAACCCUGAGCAGCAGCAACUGUCGCAGCCUGGGUUCCAACCCGGGUUUCCUCAAGCCGCGAUGCCCCCACCAUCGUCGUUUGGUGAUCUGGCUGGCCGACGGCGAAUGAGCGUGCCUGCUAUGCGCCCGACCGUCUUGAUAUCCCAGCUGCUGGACAGUUGA
Messenger RNA from Pleurotus ostreatus (oyster mushroom), 1374 nucleotides. RefSeq lists its product as uncharacterized. The record is from RefSeq and is a predicted model, not a curated record. Bases 1 to 1374 code for a protein of 457 amino acids. The transcript is spliced from 3 exons. Lineage: Eukaryota; Fungi; Basidiomycota; Agaricomycetes; Agaricales; Pleurotaceae.